Messenger RNA from Gryllus bimaculatus (two-spotted cricket), 495 nucleotides. The record is from the annotation of a GenBank genome assembly. Lineage: Eukaryota; Metazoa; Arthropoda; Insecta; Orthoptera; Gryllidae.
GGUUGGGCAUUGUUGUGAGGGCGCCGGCGACAAUUACGCACUAGGGUGGACACGCGUGUCCAAGAAAGAAAAUUCCGCGGGUCAGAGAUUAGCAGUCGUUGACACAACAGCCGAAUGACGCACCCGCAGUUGGACACACAAGUCUAAGGAAGAAGUUUCGGAGGGUCGGAGAUCUUUGGCGCCAUGGCGCGCCGCGCUCUUCGAUUGUCGAUGUUCGUGCUGGCGCUCGCCUGCGCUCUGGCGGUGAAGGAAAGUGGCAGAGUGAAACGGCAGACAGUCGGCGGAGCAGGCGUUCUCAGCGCGUUGGGCAGCCUGGCAGGGCAGGUGGUGCCGGGAGGAAUUCUACAGCAGCUACAGGGCGUCGCAGGACUCUUCGGCCAGGGGACCACCCCGUCCCCUCUCUACACGCAGUAUCCACAGUACCCACAGGGCGGCAGCGGCAGUGGCGGCGGCCACGGCCAGUACUACCCAGGUGAGCAACGCGCAGCGCCGCUG